AUGACACAAAAGUAUUAUAUUCUUAUUGCACUUUGCAUUGCAAUGACCAUUGUCUCGGCACAGUACGAACCAAACUGGGCGAGCAUCAACAGUAGACCAUUACCAGAAUGGUAUGACGAGAUCAAGUUUGGUAUCUUUGUACAUUGGGGAACUUAUGCUGUUCCAGCCUUUGGCAAUGGUACUGGUGGUGAGUGGUAUUGGUAUUGGUUGGAUACUUUGGCCGAUGGUGGAUGGGUUAGUGCUUAUCACAAUCGAUCAUUUGGUCCAGACUUUACCUACCAAUCAUUCGCCUCAAUGUUUACCGCACACCUCUUUGACCCUGAGGCUUGGGCCGACCUGUUUGCACGCUCCGGCGCCAAGUACGUCGUGCUUACCAGCAAGCACCACGAAGGCUACACCAACUGGCCAAGUGCACAAUCCUGGGGCUACAACUCUGUCGAUGUGGGUCCUCACAUGGACCUGGUUGGCGCCUUGACCAAGGCUGUCAAGGCAAGAGGAUUGCAUAUGGGUCUCUACUUCUCACUCUUUGAAUGGUUCAAUCCAUUGUACCAAGCUGAUGCAGCAUCAGGCACACCACCCAAGACCGACAUUUACGUCACAGACACCAUGUUACCACAACUCUAUGAUAUUGCCAACCGUUACGAGCCAGAUAUCAUUUGGCCUGAUGGAGAUUGGGUCCAACCUUCAAGCUACUUCCAGUCGACUGAGUUCUUGGCAUGGCUGUACAACAACUACACAAACAAGGAGAAUGUUAUUGUGAAUGAUAGAUGGGGUAGUGAGACAAGAGGCGUGGACGGUGGUUUCUGGACCGAUGAACAGUUCACCGCUGGCAAGCUCGUGCCACACAAAUGGGAGACCUGUAUGACAAUCGGAUACUCAUGGGGCUACAACCAGUAUGAGGACGCAGGCAACUACCAGACCGCUGCUGAGUUGCUCCAAGUCCUGGUCGAGACCGUCAGUUGUGGUGGCAACCUGUUGCUCAAUGUCGGACCGACCAAGGAGGGAAUCAUCCCAAUCAUCAUGCAGACACGUCUGUUGGAGAUUGGUGAUUGGCUGGCGAUCAAUGGUGAGGCCAUCUACGGAAGCAAGCCAUGGAGAGUACAGAAUGACACCGCCUCCAUUUGGUACACUUGGAAUGCUGGUACCUCUGAUCUCUACGCAAUGAGCUAUGACUGGCCCACUGACAGUGUCCUUCAGUUGCAAUCCCCUGUUGCCAGUGCAGCCACUACCAUCACUCUGCUCGGAUACCCACAGACCAUAUCAUUCACGCACUCCAAGGAGUCAGGCAUCACCCUCAAGUUGCCACAGCUCACUCCAUCCCUGUACCCUCUACCACCCUACACCUUCAAAUUGACCAACGCCAAGUAA
Molecule: messenger RNA, 1368 nt
Organism: Acytostelium subglobosum LB1
Lineage: Eukaryota; Evosea; Eumycetozoa; Acytosteliales; Acytosteliaceae
Exons: 4
Coding region: 1-1368 (455 amino acids)
Biological process (GO): glycoside catabolic process; fucose metabolic process
Cellular component (GO): lysosome
Molecular function (GO): alpha-L-fucosidase activity
Source: RefSeq, a predicted model, not a curated record